GGUGCCCCUGAAGGUUUGCUGGACCGCUGUACUCACGUCAGGGUGGGUCAAAACAAGGUUCCCAUGUCACCGGCUAUUAAGAAUGAGAUCAUUAAACUCACCAAGCUCUACGGGACAGGCCGUGACACUCUGCGUUGCCUUGCUUUGGCUACCAUUGACAACCCGCCUCGUAGAGAAGACAUGGAUCUGGAGGACGCUAGGAAGUUCAUUCAGUAUGAGACAAACAUGACCUUCGUUGGUGUGGUCGGGAUGUUGGACCCACCUCGUGAGGAAGUCAAGUAUUCCAUCAAGGCCUGCCGGGACGCUGGCAUCAGAGUCAUUGUGAUCACUGGAGAUAACAAGGCCACUGCUGAAGCCAUCUGUCGCAGAAUUGGAGUGUUUGGAGAGAAUGAAAACACUGAGGGUAUCUCCUACACCGGCCGUGAGUUUGAUGAACUUAGCAUAGAAGACCAGCGGGCUGCAGUGAUGCGUGCCCGAUUGUUUGCUCGCGUGGAACCUGCCCACAAAAGUAAGAUUGUGGAGUAUCUUCAAGCAGAAGGGGAGAUCUCUGCGAUG
This is a messenger RNA of Candidula unifasciata, 555 nucleotides long. The record is from the annotation of a GenBank genome assembly. Lineage: Eukaryota; Metazoa; Mollusca; Gastropoda; Stylommatophora; Geomitridae.